AUGGACAUCAACACCCUUGGGCUGCUCCGGAUCAUGAGUUUCGCACAGAGGUUCCGAAGAUUGAAGCUCUUCUUGCAUGUGUCAACAGCAUAUGUGAAUGGGAAUAGGCAAGGCGUGGCGCUGGAGAAGCCGUUUCGAAUGGGAGACUCCAUAGCAAAUGAGAUACUAUUAAGCUCAGCAGAAUGCUCUUCAGAGCAUGCUGCGAACGGUGCCGCUCUUCAUAUUGAGGCAGAGAUCAAGCUGGCAUUUGACCACACAAUAAAAUCAGAUGAUCAAGCUUCUUGUACUCAAGAAAUGAAAGAUUUAGGCUUAAAAAGGGCAAAACAUCAUGGCUGGCAAGAUACUUAUGUGUUCACCAAGGCCAUGGGGGAGAUGGUCAUCAACAGCAUGCGAGGAGAGAUACCGGUGGUCAUUAUCAGGCCGAGCGUCAUUGAAAGCACCUUAAGGGACCCCUUCCCGGGUUGGAUACAAGGGAAUAGGUGCGCGUUUGAGUUCCAGUUAGCGGAUUUCGCGGGCUCCUCUCGCGGAGCUGUUGCUGACGACCCCGGUUGGUACCCGGAGCUGUAA
Molecule: messenger RNA, 567 nt
Organism: Miscanthus lutarioriparius
Lineage: Eukaryota; Viridiplantae; Streptophyta; Magnoliopsida; Poales; Poaceae
Source: the annotation of a GenBank genome assembly